This is a messenger RNA of Erythranthe guttata (spotted monkey flower), 3279 nucleotides long. RefSeq names its product putative late blight resistance protein homolog R1A-4. The record is from RefSeq and is a predicted model, not a curated record. Gene Ontology annotation, molecular function: ADP binding. NCBI's taxonomy places the organism in Eukaryota, Viridiplantae, Streptophyta, Magnoliopsida, Lamiales, Phrymaceae. Gene Ontology annotation, biological process: defense response to other organism.
UGCAUUACUGAAUUUCCAUUUCUAUAAAGUGCAUCCAUUUGUAACAUUUCAUUUCAUCAAACCAAGUUAUAUCAAUCGAUGCUUUCUUAGCCUUUCAUUCCUCUUUCAAUUCUAGUCCGUUUUGCACCCAUAAAACCCACCCACUUUUUCUUAACAAAUGCUUUAGCUGAUAUAAGAGCAGUUUCCGUUUACUGAAAAAUCUGUGUGUGUGUGUGUGUGUGUGUGCGAGAGAGAGAGAGAGAGAGAGAGAGAGAGAGAGAGAGAGAGAGAGAGAGAGAGAGAGAGAGAUGGCUCAUGGUGCUGUUGGUUCUCUUAAGCUAACAAUUGAGCGCCUAAAAAAUUCCUCCUAUAUUUCGAUUGUUCAAAAUUCAUCCCCAAAAAUAAUAAAGCUUUUGUACAAAGAGGUUUGUUCCUUCCAAGAUGCUCUCGAAGAAUUCGAUGAAAGGAGAAACACCAUUAACAUGAAGAUGGUGAAAAUUUUGGAGGCAGAAAUCAUGGAUGUUGUAUACCAAUUUGAAGAUGUAAUAGAAUCUUACGUAUUAGAUCAGAUUCAUUCACAGUCCGAAGAAAGCCAUCAUGGAGAUCAGAUUCAUCCUCCAUCAAUGUUAUUCUCAGUAGACCUGCAAGAACUAAAGCAAGAUGUCGAUUCCUUUAUCAAAACGGUGAAAAAGAUGAAGAGGGCCUACAUCCACGAGUUACGCAACCCUUCACCCGAAGAAGAAGAAGAAGAUGAUGAUGUUGUCACGUCAAGAAUUAAUUUUGGUGGAAAUCAUGAGCCGAUGAUUGGAUUUUCAGAACACUUUAUUGAACUCAGAGAUUUAUUCACGAACAACUACGAAGAUCCUUCACGGAUGAUUUUCUCCCUCGAUGGGAUGGCGGGCAUUGGUAAGACCACUCUUGCCACGAAACUCUUUCAAGAUCCAUCAAUUGUGAGUUGUUACACCAGACGUGCGUUUGUCACCAUAGGCCCGAAGUAUCUUUUAAAAAACGUCUUGCUGCAUAUUUUAGUACAAUUGAAUCCUUCUCUUCAAAUAAGUGAUGUCGAUGGAGAAACGUUGGCCAUGUUGAAAAGGAUGGUGCGCAACAGUUUAAAGCAUCAGAGAUACUUCAUCGUGCUAGAUGAUAUAUGGGAUGAAAAGCUCUGUUCUGCCUUGAAGAAAUUAUUUCCAGACGACGAUAAUCGAAGUUUGGUACUGAUGACAACCAGGAUAGGCGAUGCAGCUGAUAUUGCACAUGAUUGUCGGUAUGAUUUACCCCUCCUUGAUAAGAAAGAAAGUUGGGUUCUUCUCCGUCAGAAAGUAUUCGGUCAAGAAGCAUGUUCCUUUGAACUCGAGAAAGCUGGAAAGAAGAUUGCAGAGAAUUGUGAAGGUCUUCCUCUUACAAUCGUCACAGUUGCCAACAUCCUAUCCAAAUCCGAAAAAACAACGGAGUACUGGAACAAGGUAUCGGAUGAAAAAGAUUCGAUUUACUACGAUGCAUAUGAUCAAAUGUCAAAGGUAUUACUUCCAAGCUAUAACUAUUUAGAUCAACGUUUGAAAGCAUGCUUUCUCUACAUGGGAAUUUAUCCUCAACGUUAUAAGAUACUUUUUAUAGAGUUAUUCGGCUUACAUAGCUUGUGGAAUGCAGAAGGAAUUGUCUACUCUGCUGAACAAUUUCGUGAAAAAGUUUCUCAGUUAAAAAUGGUCGAGAUGUUUGAUUUAGACCCUUGUAGUUAUUAUAUUCUUGAGCUUUCUCUAAAAAAUCUUAUUAUACAUGACGGAGAAAAAUCAUGUUAUUCCCUUCAUUCAUCCUUUUGGUACAUGUGUAACAAAGAAGCUGUCAAGAACAAGUUUUUCUAUGCCUUCAAUUGUUCUGCUGGUGCUUUACCAGAAGAAGAUCUAAUCUACCAGCGCCGACUGUGCAUGCAAAAUAACGUUCUACUUGCCAUACAAGAUGUGCAAGACUCAAUUACCUCAGCUUCAAUGGUACGCUCUCUCCUCUGUACUGGUAAUUUUCAUGAAUAUCCAGUACCAUUGUGUUUGGAAAAAUUAAGGUUGCUCAGAGUAGUGCACGCUGUUACAAUCAGAUUCUACGAAUUCCCAAUGGAAGUAUUAAAAUUAGUUCAACUAAGAUACCUUUCCCUCACUUUUAAUGGAAACAUCCCUUCGUCCAUAUCCAAACUCUGGAACCUUCAGUGGUUGAUCAUCGGUCAAAAACUGAUUGUUGAAAACAAAUCAUCAUGUAAUAUGCCAAUGGAGAUAUGGGAUAUGAAAGAGUUGAAGAAACUUGAUGUUGGGGGAAAAAAACUAUCAGAUCCUCGUGAAGGAUCUUUCUUACCAAACCUUUUAGGACUUCAUGGCCUGCAUCAUCAAAGUUGUACCAAAGAUGUUUUUGGGAAAAUCCCUAAUCUAAUGGAGUUAUCUAUCGUAAUUAGUUCGUCUCAUGAUAAUGGUGAUCAACCCUUGAGCUGCUUUGAUCAUGUUUCCCAUCUACAUAAACUACAAUCACUAGCAUGUAUCAUUCAAAACCCUACAUUCGAGGCUGAGGUUGUUGCCCCACUUGCUCCUCUUUCAUACUUGCCGUCAAGUCUUACAAAGUUAUAUUUGAGCGGCUUAGGUUAUCCGUGGGAAGAAAUGAGCAAGAUUUCUUCAUUGCCGAAUCUUACACAUCUCUACUUGAAAUUCUAUGCCUUUCGAGGCCGAAAGUGGGAGGUCCGUGACGAUGAAUUCCAAAGGCUCGUGUAUCUUGAGAUUGAAGACAGUGAUCUGGUGCAAUGGACAUUUCAAAAUGAUCGAUGCAUCCCUAAUAUUCGUGUUCUUCGCAUCUUACAUUGCUACAAGUUAAAAGAGAUGCCUCUGAUGUUUGGGGCAUCACUUAUAGCCGUUAGCGUCGUCGACUGCAGCCCUAUGGCUGUGAAUUGUGCAAACAAGUUACAACAAGAUUGGGACGACAAAUAUGAGAAAGAUAAAGGUUCAGUGGAGUUUUAUGUCCAUUCUUCAUGGGAUGAUGGGAGCAUCAGUCAUGAUUCACCAUAUUGAUUCUUCACAAGGUGAGGCAUGUGAUUCCACGGAUGCUUAGGCGGACCGGUUGAGACUGUCGGAGUCAUGUCAUAGUAUGCGACGAGUUGCGUUGUAGUCUCUCUGCUUUGUGACCGUUCAUUUUAUGUGGUUUUUUUUUUUGGUUGUCAGAUGUUGGACUUUAUAAAAAUGUAUCAUUUCUACAUUCGGGUUUUCGGUUAUUGUUGGGACCAAUGUUUAUGUAUGUGUAAGGGCUUCAUUCUAUUCAGCCCAGGGUUUCGUG